AUGGUUCAAAAGAUCGACCCCAUCAUCGACCAAGAAUUGAUCAAGGAUGUGCGCGCCUUAGGUGAAUUCGAGCGCAACGCCCUCGCCCAAGGCCCCACCGUCACCAUAUUCAUUGGCCAGAAGCCCACGGUCUAUGAGAUGUCCAAGCGGGUCAUCAUGGCUAUCUCUCCGCUGGCCAACGAGUACUUCAACAACGAUCCCGCGGCGAUAGAACUACAUAUCCCGUCUGAUAAGUUCCACUGGGUCGGUGUUCUCGUUCUCGCGCAGUGGAUGACCCACGUAUGCAAGUCGCCCCGCCCCUUCUCGAUCCGCGGCUCGCAUAACCCACUUGAAGAUAUCAGCAUCUACACUGCAGCUCGAGGGCUCGGCCUUGACCUAUACAUCCACCCUAUCUUCACAAAGCUGGAGGAAUUCGUAAAGGGCACAGAACACGGCCUGCUCCACUAUGAGGAGCUAGACGCUAUAUGCAAAUGCGACUCGGAUGACCGCCUCUUCAUGACUACCACAUCUGUCUAUGCCCGACUCCGCUACUAUGAGCAGAUUCCGGACCCUGAGGAAUUCGAUGACUUCCUCUCGAAGCAUCCUCGAUUUGAGAAGGCUCUGGAUUGGGUACAGACGAAUCUCGAGAAGCGCAAUGGGAAGCCGACAGCGUCAAUCUGCCAUGAAUUAGGGGGAGACUGA
Molecule: messenger RNA, 681 nt
Organism: Trematosphaeria pertusa
Lineage: Eukaryota; Fungi; Ascomycota; Dothideomycetes; Pleosporales; Trematosphaeriaceae
Exons: 2
Coding region: 1-681 (226 amino acids)
Source: RefSeq, a predicted model, not a curated record